This is a messenger RNA of Acaromyces ingoldii, 1788 nucleotides long. RefSeq lists its product as hypothetical. The coding region runs from base 1 to 1788 and encodes 595 amino acids. The transcript is spliced from 2 exons. Lineage: Eukaryota; Fungi; Basidiomycota; Exobasidiomycetes; Exobasidiales; Cryptobasidiaceae. The record is from RefSeq and is a predicted model, not a curated record.
AUGUCGAAGAACAAGAGUCCUCAACAGACUCAAGCAGUUCUAGCAGGGAAAGAAGCUCAGCUAGGCAGCGUGAAGCCUGCGACCAAGCACGCCACCAAGCACAGCAGGCUCUUUGUGUCGCUCUUGCCGCCAAACUUCCAGAACUAUCCGCGUUACGUUACCUACGAUGUUGAAAAUUUUGCAGAAUGCUUUCGGAGGACACAUCUCAAGCACGAUGAAUGGCAGCGUGGCAAGCGCACCUUCGAGAUGUGGCCUGGAACGGGAAUUCCAAAAGUAGCCGGCCUCUGCGAAACGAGCAACUCGACCACGGCUUUGCAGGCUGCUGCUGGGCGUGGAAGGCUCGUCGGUCUCUUGCCCGCAGUCGACAAGCUUGACCGAGAAAAUAGCGCUUUCAUAGCAUCCUUCGAAAGCGUUCUCACCGAGCUCGAUAAAGAGCGUUCGAGUCGGGUAGAGCUGGAGCAACGCCAGGUUGAGAUGGAGGCAAAGCUGGUGGCUAUGGAUACGAAGUGGAAAGAAUUGAUGGAGAAUCAGCUAGAACAGAAAACCGAAUUCGAGCAGAGGCUGGAAGAAGUGCUGCAGAAGAUUGAUGGGAUCCAGCAGGGGCUGGAAGACUUGCAUCAGAAGCAGAGCAAGCCAUCGGUGCCAGGCGUGCAUCAAGGCAACAGCAUCGGAACGUCGAUGACGAGCAAUACACGGGAUGCAGGUCAGCAAACGACCGGACAUGCAGAUAUUGAACUCCCUGGUACGGGAGUGCAUAUCAACAAUCACCAAUCUACCACCCUGGAGUAUACCUCAACUCCUCAAAUUGACAAAGAAGAGGAAACCCCCUUCCAAGCUGCUUCGAUGAAGAGACUAUUGGCGUUCAAAGCAUUGGCGAGAAUGGACUCGAGCCUCAUGGGUGCCCUCGAUUUCGGCCAGAAGAGCGAGAGCCCUAAAGAGAUGAAGGUGAAAGGCGCAAGCCCCGAAAGCGUCGUUCAGAGUGCCGAUGUUUUCCACGAGGCGACGAACGAUGGCCAUCCCAAUGAAGUACCCGAUUCGAAGGAAAUUAUCGAAUCCAGGGAUGGUAGCGAGAAGACAUCUGAACGAAAGUCAGAGGCUAGUGAGGCUUCGGCUGUCGUCUCAGCAGCUCCCAUCAGCAGCAGCAGAGGUUCGCCGAUGAAAGGGAUCCUUAUCAAUCGAUCGGCCCACCGUGCUGCCGCUGUUUAUAGUAAGCUCAACCAAAAGCGAAUUUCGUCACCACAAGCGGCCUCAGCAGCUACAUCUCAGUCAGUGGUACCGAUUCACAAGAAGAGUGACUCGAACGACAAUGCCUUGAGUGGCAAAGAAGUCAUUGACCGCAAGACAUUUGCGGAGGACGACGUACCAACACUGUCACAUGAUGCUUCCUCGCCUGCGAGCGCAGCCAAUAUAGGACGCAUCGACGCACCAAUUGUCAUUAUCGAUACCGAUGACGAAUCUGCAGAUGACGGCGAAAACGUCUCGGCCAGCCUGGAUGGCGGAAUUAGUUGUCGAAAGGAAAAGGCCCAUCGCACGCCCAGACUUGACAAUAGUCCCCAACCUUUUUUUGAUGAUAAGGACGGUGACGACAUUGACAAGAAGCCGCCCGAGCCUCGGAGGAAGAGGAAGCCGGAAGGCCCUUUUCGCUUCGCUGAUGCAGACGUCGAGAUUCCUUCGGUGAAGAGAAGAGCGAAUCCUCACCUGUCCUCUUCUUCUCCUAUUACUUCGAGGUCACCUUCGACGAAUCCGGGUAUCAACAUGCCCAACAAGAUAUCGAAGCUUUCUUCGUGA